AUGGAAGGCUAUCAAGUACUUCUUAGAUACUAUGUCUUCGUAAUAGGGAUCUUUACUACACUUCCAAGUGUUUCUAGAGGUAACACUCUAACCUGAGUUCAAGCAGUCUAUAUUUUUAGUAGUCUGGCUCCUUUGGAAAAUAUUAAUUUUUUUCGGUACAUUCCUAAAGCCACCAUUUUCCCUUUGUCUUUUGAACAGCUUUCAGCCAAGGUUCCAUUAACAACUUUGUCUAUGUGAACUUCAUGAUAAAUGAAUUUUCCUACCUCAAUAUCACAAGUAUUUCGCGGAAUCUUAUUCAAGAAGAAAACGAUUGUGGCUACGCCUGUUUAGAAAUUCCAUCGUGUUUUUCUUACAACGUGGCUGCCUUCCCUGAUGUCAACGGCAAACUUCUGUGUGAACUCCUCCCAUCGGACAAAUAUAACAACUCGGAUACGUUCAACGCCAGCAAAGAGUUUCAUCAUUUUUAUAUUCCGGUGAGUCAAACUACUUAUUUAUCACAACUUUUUCAUUGGAAGGAUAAUAAAUAACCCUCUCACGUAUCUCUUUGCUUGGAGAAUCAGUCUCCAAUGCACUGAUCGAACUGUGCUUCAAAUGCAAAAAAAAAAAAACAAGUUUGCUAGGGAGUUUGCCUUUAAGGCAUGAAAAAGGGGAGCCGGGGGGGGGGGGGAAAAAAAAAACACCAAGAGCGUUUUCCAGUAGUAAUACGCCUGCCUAUUUCUAAUGAAACAAUCCCUGACAUACUUUAUGAAAUUAAAAUCGCUAUUACCUUCGAAUGUCAGGCAGAUUCAAAUUCAAAUUCAAGAUUCAUAUUUGCCUUGAAAAUUACUCAAAGUUCAAUACAUCUUAUUGUUUUAGCCUUCGGCGCCAUUAACUUGCAUUGAUACACCUGUCUUAUCGUAAUCUGCCGGAUAUACUAUCCCUUAUUUCUCUCACAAAAAUUGUCCAAAUUAUUUUCGAUUGUGGAGCAAAAUUGUCAUCAUCAGCACAAGGUCUUGAAAUUCGGUGACAUGGCCACAAAUUUAGCUCAUAAAAAAGAAUUCAGUUCUAAAACCUCUAACGAAUGGCUGGGCUGUCCACAUCUGAGCCCUGUUUGAAUAAGCUGAGUUAAAAUAUAUUGUACACUGUUGUCGGUUCUUAAUAAUUAAUAAAAUGACAUCACUGAAAAUAGGAAACAAACUAAAAGUGGAAGAAGGAACUAGAAUUCAAGCGAACUUGUAUUUCAUAACUUAAUACAAAGGGAUGAAGGGUCGAAGUUGUUAACCUCUUCUAAUGAAGACAAGGAAACUGCUCGACUAGUUUUCUUUACUUAAAGUGAACUAAGACCAGGUUAAUUUAAUUCCAUUAUCACAGUGUGUCUCUUGUCCUGCUUAUAGUUGAUAUAAUACCAUUAUAGCAACACAAAUAAGCUACUGGAAUACACACUUAAUACAGCAAAUUCGUAUUUAUGCCGGCUUGUUGAAGCAAUGCAAAUAAAAUAACCUGUGAGACCAAGGGGACUUAUUCGCUCUAUAGUGUUUGCCUUUCCUGUUUGAUAUUACCAUAGGAACGCACAUUUAAAGCUAGAAUUUCCACCUGUAGUUAUCAAACCGCUCGUAUUUUGUUCUUUCUGAACAGUUUUCGUGACUGCGCUACAAAUCAGUAUUACCAAUUCCCGAUGUUUUUUUUUUUUUUCCAAGCCUUUUUAAAGCUUCCCUGCCAGCAGAGGCUACUUUUCACGAUAUUCGGCGGGCGGAAGGAAAAGCCGGCUUGCCGUCAAUACCCCUUUAUUGUUUUAGCCUUCCGCCAUUAACUUGAUACACCUGUUUUAUCGUAAUAUGCCGAAUAGACUAUCUCCCAUUUCUCUUACAAUAAUUGUCCAACUUAUUUUCGGAUUGUUGAACAAAACUGUCAUCAGCACAACGUACGUUUUUAAAUUCGGUGGCAUGGCCACAAACUUUAAGUUCACAAGACAGUGUUGAGUUCAGUUCCAAAACCUCUAGCAUUUAAAGCUAGAAUUUCCACCUGUAAUUAUCAAACAGUUCGUAUUUUGUUCUUUGUGAACUGUUUUUGUGACUGCGCUACAAAUCAGUUUUACCAAUUCCCGAUUUUUUUUCCUUUUAAGCCCUUUUAAUGCUUUCCUUCCAACAAAGGCCUCUUUGCAAGAUAUUCGGCGGGGCGGAAGGAAAUCCCCACGAAUACCAUGAAAAGAGGCAUAUUUCUAAUGGCGGUGGCAGUGCUAUAAUUAACAGUUAAUGAAUGAGGUUGAGUAUCUUAUGAAGAAUUAUGGAGAUCGAGGAGGGUGUUAUCCGUCGAGGCCGUAGGCCGAGGCGGAUAACACCCUCCGAGAUAUCCAUAAUUCUUCAUAUGAUACGAAAGCCGAAUUCAAUAACUGUUUUAUUAUUCAUUCAAAAUAAUUCCCAGUUUAAAAAUAUAGCUAAAACAUGCUUACCUCCAUCGAUCCAUCGAUGUUCAGUUCAUCUUCGAUAGCGUACGUUUAGGUUUGUCCAGCUCCUCAAAUAUUCUCCAAAUAGCAGAUGUCGCCCUUCGAGUUGUCUUCUUGCUGUUCGUUCUUGCCAUGUUUUUAGUUAUGUUUUCGCCUAGUUCUUACUCUUGAAACGAGUGAAAUGUCCGCCAUUUUUUCAAGUUCACAACCAAAACAACUCAACCUCGUCCCCAGGUGUUCUCGGUUAACGGUGCCUUAACCUGCGAAAAGCUGCAUUUUUGACGUCAUUUCCUCGUUAAAAUCUAAUUUCUUCCAAAUUUGGUCAUCAGUAACUGGUUAUGGUGAAUUAAACGUGUGCUUUUAGCCAAUCAGAAUCGGGGAAAUAUUUUGAAUGAAUAAUAAUAUUUUGUAACAGCACGGAAAAGUCUGCUAAAAGCAUCACGCCGCAUUAUUAUAGAGCAAGUAAUACGAAUAAGUGCGUCAAAUCUAAACUAGUAAUAGUUGUCACUACAGCUAGCUGCCCCCGUUCUAUAUGUUGUUGGUCAAUAGUUUUCUUGGUCAUUGUGUAGCUCUUUGAAAAGUACCGACUCUUAAUGAAGAUUCUCACACAUAUUCCAUACAAUAAGCGAGAUAAAAACAGGAAACCAAGGUUCCAUACACUGAUUCAGUUCGAUUCACACAGCUUUGAUCAAAACAUUCUCAGUUUCGAGAAUAUUUUAUGUUAAACCGUAAAAAAUAAAAAAGAAUUAAAGUUGGAAUUUUUCGCUAUUUCUCUUUCACCUCCCGCGUUCUAAUCAUUUUGUUCUUGUUGUUGUUAACUAUCAAAACAAUAAAAAAGGCUAGUUAGAAUUGAGCCUCGCCUUAAUUUUGUCUAUCCAAUCCUUAUUAUUCGUCAGUUGGUCUUUAAGCAUCUACGCAUCAAAGGAUACAGUAUUAAGAGCCAGUCUCUGUAAGAUCCUCAUAUCGAGUUUUGCCCACAAAAUGAAUUUCGCUCAUAAUUUUUCUGUAGACUUCUUUUAAUAAGUAUAUAACAAAUGUGAAACUAGAUUGGAGAAAUUCGCUUCUGUAAAUUUUUUUAGACGAAUUUUCUUUCGGCGCCACAUGAGGACCUGAGAUGAUAUGCAAAUUUUGUCAAAAUUCAACCGAUUGCUCCGCAUAAAAGAGUGCGACCCAAAGCUUCCAAUUUACUAGUUAUUUUAAUUGAGCCCUUAUCUUUAAAAUAAUACAGGUCAGAAUCAUCAACACCUUUUCGUUUAGAAAAUCGAAGGAAACACACUUAGCCCCUUUGACCCACUUAGCGAAACAUACGAUUUUAGCCAAAUUCAGUGGAUUAAAUCUCAAAAGUGGCUCACUCCCCUUACAGACUCUCCUGCGUAUCAUUGUGUAGUUCAAUCCUUCAGCUACUGAAUAGUGUUAAAAGUUUUGGCGUUGGGUUAAAACCAUAGCCACAUGGAAAACAGUGAUUGAAAGUAUGCAGUCUUUAGGAAUGGACAAUUUUCGAGUGGCAUAUACCCGAUUUCUCGCUUUCUAUUCUGACAAUCCUUCUGGACUUCAGGAUGGCGAAACACCGGCGAAAUGGCAAAGUAAGGCAAGUUUCGCCACUCACCCCUCGACCGAAACUGAAUGGCCGCCAAAACUUUUAACACUAUUCAGUAGCUGAAGGAUUGAACUACACAAUGAUACGCAGGAGAGUCUGUAAGGGGAGUGAGCCACUUUUGAGAUUUAAUCCACUGAAUUUGGCUAAAAUCGUAUGUUUCGCUAAGUGGGUCAAAGGGGCUAAGUGUGUUUCCUUCGAUUUUCUAAACGAAAAGGUGUUGAUGAUUCUGACCUGUAUUAUUUUAAAGAUAAGGGCUCAAUUAAAAUAACUAGUAAAUUGGAAGCUUUGGGUCGCACUCUUUUAUGCGGAGCAAUCGGUUGAAUUUUGACAAAAUUUGCAUAUUUCACAAGCGUCUCAGGUCCUCAUGUGGCGCCGAAAGAAAAUUCGUUUAAAAAAUAUAUAUAAUUACACGAGCUUAUUACAUGGAGGAAGGUGUCCUUAAAACACUGACAUAUACCACAUUCACAACAAAACUGAAACGAACACUGGAUCUCUGCGGCUACGAUAGCUCGCCUUUCUCUGGACACUACUUCAGGCGAGGGAGUGCUUCAUUUGCCUUGCAUUGCGGCGUGCCUAGCGAUUAUAUUAAGCUACAAGAUGACUGGAAAUCGACUGCAUAUGAGCGUUACUUAGACCAUUCACUACGCUACAACUUAGAGGCUGUCCAACAGAUGAGCCAGGGUAUCACUCACCCUUUUCUCUCUUUGGGGGUUUGGAGGGUAUCGCGCGAUGGUCUAGGCAAUAGAGACCCAGAGAACCCCAAAGGGAGUUGUUGUGUAUUUAGUGAGUGAUAAACCUGUUUAUCAGGAUUAAAUACAUGUGGUGGAAGUUCAGCGUCAAGCCCAUGUAUAUAUGCAAGCUGCUGCCACGUGUGAGUCAUUAUGCGAUUCUGGUCAGCUGAUGCGUUGAACACGAUUGUAAGCUUUUCUUGUCCCAUCCCUCCCUCCCUGAGGGUAUCGCGCGUGGUCUAGGCAAUGAAGACCCAGAGAACCCCAAAGAGAGUUGUUGUGUAUUUAACGAGCUUAUUACAUGCCAACCGAAGAUAAUUUUAGCUUUUUUUUUUAGCUUGUAACUGCGCUGAAUAUGCAAUUCAAAUUUCAUAUCAUCAGCGAUCAUUUUUAGCUGUCGAACAAAGUAGAAUCCUGACGAAUUUUUGCAAGUGUUCACCGCUAAAUAAAUAUGUUUUAUUUAUUUAUGUAUUUAUUCAUUCAUUUUUUUAUUUAUUCAUCAGUCCGUUCGCGUAGACACGGAUAUGACUAAUAACAUUUUUGCUAACUAAAAAGUAAAUAAAGUCCGGAAGAUAAAUCGAUAUUUUGUGGGCGUUUUCACUGAAGAAAACAAUUAUUCCACUCGCACUUGCUCCGUCUGAGAUGAUUACUGAGCCAGCCCAUAUCCAACAACCGGCAGGUGGAAUAAUUGUGUUAAGAACGAAUCCAUCAGGAAAUUGAGUAAUUUUUAUUUUCAGUGGUCAAAAACCUUGUACCAGAAUAAUUUAAACAAUAUGGCAUUCUGUUUUUACAUUUUUAAAGGACUAAAGAUGAAAUUAGCUAGACGAGUAAUAACACCAAAGAAAAUUUCUUAUGAUAGGACGAGAAAAUAAACGUCAAAUUUCAUAAAAUGGCAUCUUACACAUGACAUUUUCAGAGUUUUACCUUUGUUUUCACAAUUUUUGUGAAAAUUUGACAUUUAUUUAUCGGGCUCCCAUAAAAAUAGUAUUUGUUGUUAUUACAGUUAACUAACUUGUAUAUAAAUAGCCCUUGAAAAAUGUAAAAAAUUCAAAUUAUUCUGGUACCAGGUUUUUUUGUCCACUAAAAAUUGAAAUUACUCUAUUUCUUGAUGGAUUCCUUCUUAAUGCUACGUGUAACUAAAACUUGGGGCUCAACUUGGUCGACGAAAGUCAAUAACUGAAUUUGCCGUAAAUUCAGCAUCUGUCUAAUAUGGAUAAAUGUUAUGCGUCACGUUACUGGAUAUUUUGACUUUGACAUAAAAUCAAGGUCUUUACUUACAGCCGUAUCCUUUCCUUUGUGUAGUCUCCUUGUGACAGUUCGCCCUGUAAGAACUCUCGAAAGAACACUGGAAAAUGCAUUUCCUUGUACCAGGAAAAUGGAUAUAAGUGUAUCUGCGUGGAAGGAUUCACCGGAAAAGACUGCGAAACGAGUAAGAAAUACUGAGUUGAAACAAUGUUGCCACUUACUGUAAUACAAUCACAGGUGACACACUAAUUAACGCACUUUGCAAGUGGGAACGGUUAUCAGCAUAAAGCUUUUGUACUGAUUUUAGGUAUUAUAUUAUUGACCUUUGCUUCUUUGAGCUCACUAAAAUAAAAAAAAAUCUAACUGAGAAGAUUUUGAAAUCUACCUUGAAAGAAAUGUCGACCAAUAAGUAUCACACUGAACUUUUACUUCACGUUACCUGACCACAAAUUUCAAUUUCCCUGCUUGAUCGAUAAAGUGACUUAUUUAUAGACAGGCCUUCUCCAUCAACCUCUAGAACAACGUUUACAUUUAAUAGUUGGGUAUUUUGACUCUUGCUGAAGUCUAAUGUACCUUGGCUGAAAGAUACAUAAUUAUCAUUUUAUAUAUAUAUAUAUAUAUAUAUAUAUAUAUAUAUAUAUAUAUAUAUAUAUAUAUGUAUCUUUGAUUCUCUCUCCUGCAGAUAUAAAUGACUGUGUCAAUAUUACUUGUUUGAACAACGGAACUUGCAUCGACCAAAUUAAUGGCUUCAACUGCAGUUGCCCUCCAGGAUUUGCCGGCAACCGAUGCGAAAUUGGUUAGUUACUAAUUGCUGCUAUUUGCAUCGCAUUUCCGCCAGAACGCAACAUGCUAUGUAUCCCGUUUAAACACCUAAUGUUGGAUACUGUUGAAUGCUGAUAACUAAUAUAUAUGGAUCAAUUUUAAAUCCGAUCCUACAUGGAUCCUACAUCAUCGACAUCAUCCGACAAUCGUUUUAUUCGGGAGACUCUGGGGUCCGCUGGCCAUGGAUAAUUGUAUGUUAAUUUCAAUUUUGCAAUUUUAUUGACCUCGAAUUCCUCUCGGUCCCUGAAAAUGCCGAAAAAAAAAAAAAAAAGACUUGGCCAAUACUAACGCAUUUAUCUUAGUCGUUAUUUUUUUGUUAUAUUUCCUUUAGAUAUAAACGAAUGUGAGAGCGGUCCCUGUUUAAACAACGGAGCAUGCACCGACCGAGGCAACGAAUUCAACUGCAAUUGUCCACCAGGAUUUUCGGGCAAUCGAUGUGAAAUUGGUGAGCUGUGUGUUUAGCUGUUAUUUUUAUUGUUUAUCGGCUUGAAAAUCUAUACACUAACUGAUGGUGUUGGUCCUGCAUGUUCACUUGUUGUUGCUUUUAUAUGAAGAAGAGAUUUAUUGGCAUUUAUAGCUUUCUUUCGCAAGUUUCAAUUCGUUGAAGUCAGUAUGCAGUAAAGAACCCUCCGUAAAAGUGGUUUCUUGUUUCUUUCUUUUUGUUGUUGUUGUUUGCAAUUUAUAUUUCUGAUUAUUGUUUCCUUCAGAUAUAAACGAGUGUGAGGGCAGACCCUGUUUAAACAACGGAACUUGCACCGACCGAAUCAAUGCAUUCAACUGCAGUUGCUCGCCUGGAUUUUCUGGCAAUCGAUGUGAAAUUGGUUAGUGUUAAGCUAAUUACCCUAUAAUGAUCUCGUAAGGUUAAGACGUGCUUAAAUGUCAACACCUAUCCAGCCAGAUGGAAAUUCUGGACUGGAAUGGACUCUGGACUGGACUGGAUAAGAAGAAUAAAAGCAUUUUCAUUAAUUCCUACUCUGUGUGGCAACAAAAGCCCCAUGGGGAGGCUGGUACGUGCAAGAAACAGGGUCUAUCUUUUUGUCGAGGGUCGAAUUUCUUGCCGACCAUCUGAUCGCUGUCCGUGAAUAAAAGCUACCCUUUUCCAGCACAAUAGGAAAUAAUCGCUGAAGCCGUUGUGAAAGAUAGUUUUUUGCUGCAGAAACUUCUGAUUUCUGUUUGAAAUGCACAUUAGGGAUAAAGAUGUGUACAAAAUUAGUUUCGCCACAUGACUUAUGGACAUUUACAUUCAUCCGGGUAUUAAUAAAGGAGGUAUACACAGAAAACACAUUUCUUUUUUGUGGGUACGUAGGGAAGGACAACGAACAAUCCAUUAGUUUUACCAUAACCCCCCCUCCGUCCAAAAAAAAAGCGGUGGUGCCGUCAGCGGGAGCCGGCGAAUCCGGUGAUAAGAAUAAGGCGAUUACACGUUAAAAAAUAUGUGCAUAUUCGUCAACAAUUAGCCGGAUUCGUGUUUUUGUCACGGGUUUUCCACUUUUUUUCCAUGACUAUAUUUUGAUAUCUGCCGCAAAAAUCUCCUCGUGCAACUUUCUGUCAUUUUUGUUAACACUUUGCUGUGUUCCUAUUGGAUAAGAUCUUGACACCUCUUAAGGGGCGAAAUUAAAAAUAAAUAGAUAAAUAGGCCGUCUGCUAGCGAUGGUGGCUCCACCACCAAAACAACCCCAAACUCUCACAAAUAAGCCAGCUCGGAGACUAGUUUAUCGUUUAUCUCGCGAUAGUCGUUACUUAGUUAUUCAUUCACGACGUUUCAAACUGCGUACUUCUAGUCUUCAUUAGUCGAUUGUGUCGAGUAUUAAUGUGGGCGGACUAAUAGUUACUCCGUAGUUGCUAGUUAUUAGGAUUAUGAGCCUCAUUUGUGGUUGGUGGGUUUUCCAGCAUCCAUGCGGUCUGCAGUGGUACUAAUCUGCAGCUGUGUAGUCGAUGUCUGAUCGUGGUUAUCCACGCUUCUGAAAUCUCAACGGCUGUUAUCUCAAUUCAGAGCGUGAAAAUAAGACGAUAUCGUUAAUUUUUUGUAUGCGCCUAAUAGGCCUUCAUUGCCAGAAAACCUGCGUAUGGACUAGUCUGAAAUGUCACACGUCUCCACCCCCUAACCCGUGGGGGGCGCGUCUCUCUCCCCUGCGCCCUUCACGGGUUAUGGGGUGGAGACGAAUGAUAAUUCAGACGACGUAUGGACAUUUACGUUCAGCCGGGGGUUAAUAGGUAUGCAGGGAAAACACAUUCCCUUUUGUGGGUCGGUAGGGAAGGACAUAACGAACAAACCAUCACUUUUUCCAUGACGAGGUGGGUCGUCUGGCUUAGCCACUUCCCUUAUUGUGGCACGCAAUCAAAGAAAACGUCGAUCAUCACAAUGAUUUUCUGCGAAAGAUUUCAACAGACGAUCGAAGGAAUCAUUCACUAAAAAUUAUAUUCUUCUAAAUAAAGCAAUGCAUUCUAUUUACUAUUUUGCAGACAUCAACGAGUGUGAGACAGGAAAGCAUCACUGCGACUCCAAUGCUUUCUGUAACAACACUAAAGGCUCUUACAAUUGUACAUGCAAACCAGGAUAUACUGGAAACGGCGUUAACUGCACAGGUAAAAUAAGGAAGCGAAAACCCUCAGCCGAUAGCUCUGAACUGAACCUGAUAGGAAAGCAUUUCUAUUCAACAAAUUCUUUCGAGUUCCAUUAUGGUGUAUGUUACAUCUUUAGGGGUUCUUUAAAAUCGGUUCCAACAUGACAACAUGUGAUAGGCCACUUGUUUAUGGUUGGCAUGCGAACAGGCUCACUUGUGCCAGUUUGGGGUUAUAUAUUAAGGCGGCGGUGCCGUUAGCGGGAGCUGGCGAAUAAGGCGAUUAAACGUUAAAAAAUAUGUGUAUAUUCGGCAACAAUCAUUAGCUGGAUUCGCGGUUCUUGUCACUGCUUUUUUUCCUUUUUUCCUGACUAUAUUUUGCUAUCUUCCGCAAAAAUCUCUCCGUCCAACUUAUUGUUAUAAACAUUUUGCUUUGUUUCUAUUGGAUAGUGCCUUGACACUUCUUAAGGGGCCAAAUUAAAAAAAAAUAAAUAGCCCGUCUGCAGGCUCGCUUAUUUUCCCCGCCCCAUUCUUCUUGCCAACUCAAGAGCUGGUGGCUCCACUACCAAAAAACCCCAAAACUCUCACAAGUAAGCCCGCUCGCAGAGUAGUUUAUCGUUUAUCUCGCGAUAGUCGUUACUUAGUUAUUCAUAUACGACGUUUAAAAGUUCGUACUUCUGGUCUUCAUUAGGUAGGCGAUUGUGUCGAGUGUGGGUGGACUAAUAGUUCCACCGUAGUUGCUAGUCAUUAGCACUACGAGCCUCAUUUAUGGUUGGUUGGUUUUCCACCAACCAUGCGGUCUGCAGUGGUAAUAAUCUACAGCUGUGUAGUCGAUAUCUGUUGUCCAGUGAUUAUCCACGCUUCUGGAAUGUUAAUUAAGGGAGUGUGCAAAUAAAACUGAUAUCGUUAUUGUUUUGUAUGCGCCUAAUAAGCCUGCAUUGCCAGAAAAACUGCGUAUGGACUAGUCUGAAAUGACACACGUCUACAACCCCUGACCCGUGGGGGGGGGGGGGGGCGCGUCUCUCUACCCCGCGGCCUUCACGGGCUAGAAGGUGGAGACGAAUGACAUUUCAGAAUACGUAUGGACAUUUACGUUCAUCCAGGGAUUGAUAAAGGAGGUAUAAAAAGAAAACACAUUUCCCUUUUGUGGGUUGGUAGGGAAGGACAUAAUGAGCAAACCAUCAGUUUUUCCAUGAAGUGCUGUGUCGUCUGGCUUAGCUACUUCCCUUAUUGUGGCACGCAAUCAAAGAAAACGGUAAUCAUCAAAAUGAUUUUCUACGAAAGAUUUCAACAGACGAUUGAAGGAAUCAUUGAGUAAAAAGUGUAUUCUUCUAAAUAAAGCAAUGCAUUCUAUUUACUAUCUUGCAGACAUCAACGAGUGUGAGACAGGAAAGCAUCACUGCGACUCCAAUGCUUUCUGUAACAACACUAAAGGCUCUUACAAUUGUACAUGCAUACCAGGAUAUAUCGGAAACGGCGUUAACUGCACAGGUGAAAUA
This is a messenger RNA of Porites lobata, 10874 nucleotides long. Lineage: Eukaryota; Metazoa; Cnidaria; Anthozoa; Scleractinia; Poritidae. The record is from the annotation of a GenBank genome assembly.